Molecule: messenger RNA, 1245 nt
Organism: Hemicordylus capensis (graceful crag lizard)
Lineage: Eukaryota; Metazoa; Chordata; Lepidosauria; Squamata; Cordylidae
Gene: FKBP6
Product: FKBP prolyl isomerase family member 6 (inactive)
Exons: 9
Coding region: 79-1137 (352 amino acids)
Molecular function (GO): protein binding; peptidyl-prolyl cis-trans isomerase activity
Source: RefSeq, a predicted model, not a curated record
UGACACACGUGCUUUGGGCGGCAAAGAGUCGAGACGCGCAUGCGGUGAUGUUGCUGUUGAGGCGAAGCGGCUGCCACCAUGGAGACAGAGGAGGACCUCUUUGGGCGCCAUAAUGCCAACGGGAGGCGGCUGCAGGCGGGCGGAGCAGAACCAGGAGAAGGAGAGCGCGGCGGGUCUUCUUACCAAUGGCUGGGUCGACGGAUGCAGGAUAUUUCUGGCGACAGAGGAGUAUUGAAGGAGAUUAUCCGUGCUGGCUCUGGUGAAAUAGUGCCCCCUAAUGCUUCAGUCCUAGUGAAGUUUUCUGGGUACUUGGAAUACAUGGACAGACCCUUUGACACAAACUGCUUCCGGCGCAAUCCCAGGCUUAUGAAACUUGGAGAAGAUAUUACUCUAGCGGGUAUGGCGCUUGGACUGGUGACGAUGAAGAAGGGAGAACUGGCGAGGUUUCUCUUCAAGCCUAAUUAUGCCUUUGGAGCGAUGGGCUGCCCGCCUAUGAUCCCUCCCAAUGCCACAGUUCUGUUUGAGAUUGAGCUUUUGGACUUUCUGGACUCGGAAGAAUCAGACCAGUUCUUUAAUCUGACUCGGGAGCAACAGAAGGGGUUCCCGCUCCAGAAGGUGCUGAAGGUGGCGGCAACAGAGCGGGAGUUCGGCAAUUACCUCUUCUGCCAGAAGCACUUCGUGGAUGCCAAAGAGAGAUACAAGCGUGCCUCGUCGAUCUUGCUCCGUGUGAAUGCUGAGAAGGCCGAGCAAGCUGAAGUAGACGCUGCCAAGCUGCUGGUUUUCCUGAACUUGUCGUUCACGUACCUGAAGCUGCAGCUCCCGGCCCGAGCGCUCGCCUACGGAGAGAAGGCCUUGGAAGUCGACCAGAAGAAUGCCAAAGCCCUUUUCCGGUGUGGUCAGGCAUGCCUCUCUCUGGCAGAGUACGAGAGAGCUCGAGAUUUCCUGGUCAAAGCUCAGAGGGAACAGCCUUUCAACCACGACAUCAACAACGAACUGAAAAAGCUGGCCAGCUGUUACAGUGAUUACAUGACGAAGGAGAAGGAGAUGUGCUGCAGGAUGUUUGGACCCCUCCGCCCUCCUCCCCCAGGAGCAGAAUUAAAGAGUGCUGCUAUGCAGAAGAAAGGAGCUCUUCCAUAAUGGGAGGGGAGGCCCAUUUCACCAUCCCCAGCAGUUGAGUCCUUGUUUUGGAAGCACCCGUGGAGGAUCCUUGCUUCAUCUGGAGUUCUCAGAACUGAGACAACCUUU